CUGCGAUUGCACGAUGGGUAAUUCGACACAAUCGCGCUGAGGUUCAGUGCGACUUACCGCAGCUGAUUACUAAACAGAACCAGUUGCGCCUACACUGCCCAUUAGGUUUUUCAUCCUUAUUCCAAAUUGAUAUUUUGAGGAGUUUCAAAUCAGUUUUCCAAUCUGCAAUUAGUAUUUGGAGAAAGAGCACAUUCAUCGAAAGGAUAGCAUAAGCAGGCAGCCAUGACAGACUAUAAGCAGGAGCAGGACAUGGAAAUUGAGGCUUUAGAAGCCAUUCUCAUGGAUGAUUUUAAAGAAAUUCAUUCUAGUGAGAGCGGCCUAAACACUUCAAACAGAUGCUUCCAGAUAACUCUGUGUCCUCAGGACGAUGAGGCAGAUGAAUCUACUGUCCCACCAGUUCAGUUGGGAUUAAUAUUCUCGCAUACAGAAAAUUAUCCUGAUGAACCUCCACUUAUCAGUCUCAAAAGUUUGAAAGGAGUCCCGUCUGGAGAUCUUAACGUUCUGAAAGAAAAGCUUGAAAAAGAGGCGGCUGAAAAUCUCGGUAUGGCAAUGGUCUACACAUUAGUAACAACAGCUAAAGAAUGGCUUUCUGAAAGAUUUGCACAAGAUGCUGGAGAUGAGGAUUCUGAGGAAGAUGAGGCUGCAAAAGACGAGAUUAUCGUGCCACAUGGAGAAGCUGUGACUGUCGAGACAUUUCUGGCGUGGAGAGAGAGGUUUGAAGCAGAAUUAGCACUUGAGAGAGCCAAGUUAAUGCCGGAUUCAGCACUUGCUGCGCCAAAGGAGAAAAAACUUACUGGCAGACAGUGGUUUGAAAGUGGACGAGCUAGCUCGAAAGGUGCAACACGUACUGCUGAGGGUUCUGAUGAAGAGGACGAAGAGGAUAUUGAUUUCGACGAUGAUGACUUUGAUGAUGAUGAAGAGGACAUGCUUGAGCACUAUCUCGCAGAAAAAUCAGACACAUCUGCACAUUCUUCAAAACGAGCCAAUUAAGUGAAAAAAAAUGGCGUAAUAUGAAUUUGGAUGAUUAGUGCCAUUAAAGCUUGAUUUGAAAAGGAGUUAUAUACACGGGAGUUGAGUGCACAUUUAGAUCAUACUCAUAUCAAAGGCCAGCUUGCUUGAAAUAGAAAAAUUCGCGGGUACAAAGUCCGUUUGUUGCCGAUUAAACGAGCCUGUUGCCUUUUUUAGACUAUUCAAUGCAAAUCUUGUUGUAUUAAGAAAAUUUUGUGUGUUUCUAUUGAUUACUGAAUGGAGUAAAAACUACUUUCUUCCAACUCUUCUUUUUGUUGGCUCAGCUUCUAAAAGCUUUCCCAUGAUAUUUUUUGUAAGCCGUUUGAGAAAUCACAAGCUUUAACUUGAACUUGUUUAUGAGAACUUUGAUAUAUAUUUGUUUAUGAUUGAUGC
Molecule: messenger RNA, 1401 nt
Organism: Striga asiatica
Lineage: Eukaryota; Viridiplantae; Streptophyta; Magnoliopsida; Lamiales; Orobanchaceae
Source: the annotation of a GenBank genome assembly